Messenger RNA from Penicillium odoratum, 1542 nucleotides. RefSeq lists its product as uncharacterized. The record is from RefSeq and is a predicted model, not a curated record. Bases 1 to 1542 code for a protein of 513 amino acids. Lineage: Eukaryota; Fungi; Ascomycota; Eurotiomycetes; Eurotiales; Aspergillaceae. The transcript has 3 exons.
AUGAACGACCUUUACAGGAAGAAGAGUCACAUCUGGAACUUCUCUUUCCCCAAACUCCGCCACAGACGCGAUUCUGAACAAUCCAGAACCCCUACGACUCCCAGCGAUGACCAAAAGUCUGUAGGCUCAGAAGUCUGGGUCGACACAGUCGAGGAUCAUCGCGACGGAAUUUACAGAUACUCGGAGCUUUACCUCCAAGGAGAAUCAUCAUUCGACAUGAAUCAAAACGAUACCCAAGACGAGAACGAGGAGGGUGUUGUGUUGAAACGACAUUCCGGUCCAUAUAGGGUUAGCAGUGAGGAAUGGGUAUUAGCUGUGACUCCGAGCUCACCAUCGCCAUCUCCAACUUAUGGAGCAUCCCGGUUGACAUCCCAGGUACUGUCCCUGGAUGACUUGACCGAGGCUCAAAUCACCAUGCAUUUCAAGGAUGCGCUUAAGAUUUUCGCUCAGGUUUAUGCCAUCUCAAAGAUUGUGCAGAUAGCAUUUCUGGGCUACGGUAUCGAGCUCGACACCUCGGAGACGGGCCUCAUGUACUGGAUCGAGCAAGCCGAGACCAACAUCCGGACUGAUUCCCUCGCCGAGCUUAUCACUAUCAUUGAGCACCUCUUCUAUGCUCUCUAUUCACGACUCAAACUCGAGAUGGCAGGAAUCGAGCUGUGUGCCCUGUUCAAAUUGGAAGUUCGUCCGGCGACGACGAAAGACCGUCAGUUCUACAUGCCCGAUCCUAACCAUAUGUAUCGCCUCUUUCUCUUGUUCAAGGAUAUCCUCGACUCACCAGGUAUCUGCGAAGAGCGUGAUAACAAUCUUGUUGCCAAGUUCAUGGAAGGCUACGUGCGGAUGCUUAUCUGCAAAGAUGCCCGACAGGGACCGUUCAUCAACGAUGAUAUCCUGGGAUACCGCCGAUACGCCUACAGCAUUGUUAACAACCGACAUUCUUCCUAUCGCAAGAAAUGGGACAGUCUCAUUACCAACUUCCCCGACUUCCCGCCUGAGACCAUGACUGUGCUUUCCGAGAGAUACUUCACCAUGGUCCCCAAGCAUGUGCCGGAGAGCGAUAUCGCCUUAAAAGACCUUCCUUUUACUAAUCUGGAAAUGAUCGAUCCAGUCAUCCGCGAGAGGGAAAUCAUCCUCGACCACCGCCUCGGCACGCUGGCUAAGCUAGAAGGAAAAUGUGUCGGAGAAUGCCGCCAUGAGGACCAGAAUAUUCGUCUUCGCCUGUUGAACGAGGUGAAGCACGCUAAGUGUAUCUGCAAAUCGGUCUGCUUCUGCGCUCGCAAGUGUACUAACGACGUUGAGCGUCGCUGCCCUUGCGCCGAACGUCAGCUCCGUAUGCAGCUCGCCAUUAACAGUAAGCGAACUGGCCGGUUCAACUUCACCACCAGGGUCGACACUGUUGCCGUGGCUGGAUUCCAGGGACUGGCAGCUCUGAAGCCAGACGCCCGUGAGGACGUCAUGCUGCUGGAAAUGAUCGUUAUCUUCAACGCGAUUGCGAUGGAGAUCCAAAAGGAGCGGUCUACUGGUGUAGAGACUAACUGGAUCUGA